UUUAGUACUUGUCACUAGUCGAGUCGGCUCUCCACCCGGUCAAAAUAAAAUUCCUUUUGCCCCGAUCAGUAGGCGCUGCUGCUACGUCCAUAUGGAAUACCGGUGCGUGUAGUUGGUUUCGGUUCGUACGGAACUCGUGCUGCACGUACACCGCCACUGAAGGUUAGUUCGUUUCUUCUGCGCCCGCAGAGACUAGUGCCAGUAGUGGUUACUGUAUGCAGGCACCAAGGUAGUUCACUGUUCACCGCUUAUACAGCUUUGGAGUCACAGUAUGGAAAGUUUGGAAACCGCCUCGCGCGAGCUCGACAUGUGAAAGCCUUUGGGAAAUCCUUGCACUUCAAAAAAAACAAUACCAAACUACACAUUCUGGUGGCGUGCCAAUGAUACGUACGUAGUGGCAUGUGUGCAUCUGGAUCUGGUAUGGGAAUUACUCGCCAGCUACCCACAUCGCGUACAUGGAGGUGGAUACUAGUGCUCAGCUUGCUGCUGGUUGUCCUGUACGUGGUCGUCUGGUCAACGGUGGUGUCGCGAGAGUACGCGCAGACCUUGCUCUCCGCGCUGGUGCUGCCGAAGAGCGCGCUGCAGGCGUGCCGUGAGCGCACCGUGCUGAGCGCGAGGGCGCGGCACGAGUGCGUGCACACGUGGACGCGCGGCCACUGCUGCCCGCCGCUGCCGGCGCUGCGACUGGUCGCCACGGGCAACCGAGUGGUGUCGCCGCGUAGCGACGCGCGCUUUGCCAACGCCACCUGCGCGGAGCCGAUGUCGACGUUGGACGCGUCCGAGCACUGCGUCGCGCCGCCACCGUUCUACGCGCAGUACACAAACGCGUACGCGACCGACUUCAACUUUGGCGUGUCCAUUCUGGCCGACUCGCACGCGGAGAAGAGCACCCUGCUGGCGGUGCGCGCCACGGUGAACCGUCUGCUGGACUGGUGCGAGCAGCGCGCAAUGCCCGGCGUGCGCACUAUCCUGUCGGGUCUGUACGUGCGCGUCGCCGUUCUCAGCUGUCGCGAGUCGCGCAUGAUACGCUCCUCUUCCGCUGCUGCUGCUGGUGGUGCUGCGCCGGACAGUCCUGCUGUGCUGAGGAUCGAGUCGGACUGGAGCUCUCACCCGGAGGCAGCGCCGGGGGUGGAGCUCGGCGGGGCCGCGCGAGGCCGACCGACCACCGGCGUGGAGGAGAUUCUGGUGGCGGCGAACAGCACCUGCUAUCGGCAGCCGGGCGUGCCGCGACGACUGGACGUUGCCGUUGAGGAGUUCUUCCACACCAUUCACGUGCUGGCCAUGCAGUUUGCGGACCCGGACGCGUUUGACACCAUCGUGUGCCUGUCGGUGCGCGACACCCGGUCCGGACUCUUCAACCCGGGGCAUUUGCCGCCGGGCAGGAGCGGGGACGAACGCGUCGCCGCCCUGAUGGCGGGAUUCCAGGGCGACUGGAAGGAGACGGUGUCGACGGAGUACUUCAUUGGCGCCGUGGCCAUCUGGCUCGGCAGUCCCAACGGCGAGAUGCUAUGGGACGGACAGGCAGCGUCGCGGGAAAUUCUCAAGCGCAGGUCGCCGGAAGUGACGUGCCUUCUGUUGCGCUACUUCCCCGACGUGGGACAGACGGACGGCAACUUCUGCACGACGGGCUCGCACUAUGACGCUGCGUCCGACGAGUGCCGGCGCUACCCCGGUUCGUGUUUCUGCGCCGCUGCCAUGACUGCAGACUACCUAGGUGAUGCGUUUGACACGUCAAAGUGCCCAUCCUUGUUAGAUGUCAAGCGAGCAACUGGAUUGGUUCAGUCGACGUUGCCCGGAACUGCGGCUGACGUGAAAUGUGAUUCGUGCCGUGCGCCAGGCUGCGGGAACAUCUUCUCCUGACGAGCCCGCGAGAGUGUGGUGACAAGCGACAGGACCAGGUAACGUCUAUGUCGUGACGUCCCCUUCGAGCCGAGAAUGGCCGGCCACGAGUACAAAGCUGUUCAUGUAGCACAUGCGGCUGUUGGUUCAACAGGUUGCUUCACGACUGCACCCAGUCGUGUUUGUUGUCCACUCCCGGCUGGCCAGCUGAGCUAUGAUGAUCAUAAGGCUGCUCUUCUGGACUGGUCAAGUAGGAGUGGAUCCCCUGCAGCAUCUCCUGGUCUACGUUGCCGGCCGCAACGAGCAAGAGUGUACUGACAUGGUGUGCUUAUCUUAGUCGAACGCACUCAUGUGAGUGUGUCUCUGUGUGCGUGUUUACAUGUGUGUGUGUGUGUGUGUGUGUGUGUGUGUGUGUGUGUUUGUGCGCGCGCAUGCUUGUGUCUAUCUGUGUGUGUUUGCGUGUGUGCUUGUCAUUUUUGGUUUCGUCUGGUUGUGGACGUUUGCAGGAAUUUUUUACAGCCUGCUUCACCGUAUUCUAGUCCAAACUUGCUGUCCAGCACACACACACAUUAUGCAGCGUUUUUUUUUGUCAAGCUGAACUAUGAUUACAAGGCCAUUUCCCCCUCCGUA
This is a messenger RNA of Sycon ciliatum, 2469 nucleotides long. RefSeq lists its product as uncharacterized. The transcript is spliced from 3 exons. Bases 400 to 1860 code for a protein of 486 amino acids. NCBI's taxonomy places the organism in Eukaryota, Metazoa, Porifera, Calcarea, Leucosolenida, Sycettidae. The record is from RefSeq and is a predicted model, not a curated record.